Trichoderma atroviride IMI 206040 is the source of this 1630-nucleotide messenger RNA. RefSeq lists its product as uncharacterized. Lineage: Eukaryota; Fungi; Ascomycota; Sordariomycetes; Hypocreales; Hypocreaceae. Gene Ontology annotation, molecular function: glutaminyl-peptide cyclotransferase activity; zinc ion binding. The record is from RefSeq and is a predicted model, not a curated record.
UCUUUGCCCGGCAUUGCCUGUUCUUUUUUCCUUUCUCUUUUUGUUUUUAGUUUCUUUUCUACCGGGGGAGAGAGAGUGCCGUAGACCGCAACCUCGAACAUGCCUUUCAACGUCUUGCGGGCAUCUCUCGCGGUGCCGCUCGUUGGCCUCUUCGGCGCAGCGCUCGGCAUCGGAACUCUGACGGACGACGACUUGCGAAACUUGCCAUCUCCCGGUAACGAUUUCGACAUUCAUAACGGGAAGCUUCUGGCUCCCAUUCUCAUACCGCGAGUGCCGGGCACCGAAGGGCAAAUCAAGACACAGCGACACUUUGUCGACUUCUUCAAGAGCAGCCUGCCGGAAUGGGAAAUGCUCUGGCAGAACUCGACCUCCAAGACGCCGGCGACUGGCAAGAACGACAUUCCCUUUUCGAAUCUGAUUUUUCGUCGCGACCCGCCUGGUUCUCGCGAGGGCGAGGUCGGAAGGCUGACGCUGGUGGCGCAUUACGACAGCAAGAUGGAACCCAAGGAUUUCAUUGGGGCGACGGACAGCGCGGCGCCGUGUGCGAUGCUGCUGCAUAUUGCGAGGAGCAUUGAGGGGGCGCUCAAGUCGAAAUGGAGCAGUGCGGCGGGGGCGAAUGAUGGGCUGGACGACGAUUUCGAGACGGACGUUGGGGUGCAGAUUAUUUUGCUGGAUGGCGAGGAGGCCUUUGUGCGCUGGACGCAGACGGACUCUUUGUAUGGCGCAAGAUCGUUGGCCCAAGCUUGGGAAUCCGAGUUCCAUCCUACAAUGUCCACUUACAGGACCCCCCUACACUCCAUCAGCCUCUUCGUCCUUUUGGAUCUCCUUGGGUCGCCCAAUCCCCGUGUGCCAUCCUACUUUCCAACCACCCACUGGGCGUAUAAGAACAUGGCAUCGCUAGAGAAGCGCAUGCGCGAUCUAGGUCUUCUCGAGUCCAAGCCCGCCCAUCCCUUUCUCCCAGAUGGAAAUAAGAAAUCCAGCGAAUUCGGCUAUGGGGGCAUUGAGGAUGAUCACAUCCCAUUUCUGAGACGAGGCGUUGAGAUUCUUCAUCUGAUUCCCACGCCGUUCCCCGACGUAUGGCAUACGAUGCAGGAUGAUGGCGAGCAUCUUGAUAUGCCGAGCGUCAAUGACUGGACUAAGCUUGUCCUGGCAUUCACGGCGGAGUGGAUGGAUUUAUCUGGGCAUUUCUCGAAAGAGCUGCCGAAGAGUAAGACGAGUGAGACGACGAUUGAACCGAGUAAGAGGACUGAGUUAUGACUGCAUGGGGGGGGAAGAUUAUGAUGAUUUUUAGAAAACUGAUCGUUGGUCACUGAGCGUUCAUGUUAUGUUGGCGGACCAUGGCUAGAUUGCAAGAAUAUUGCGGCCGGCAUUGAAUUGAAUAUUAUUUUGCAUAUACUGAUAAACUUGAUCAAAAGAUGCAAUGACAUUCAUUCUCGCAUGUAUCUGUCUAGUUAUACUUUCACCAGCUUUCUAGAUGUCUCGUCUUGCGUCCCAGAGACAUGACAGUGCAUAUUCAUACAGUACAUCAUGUCGCAUACACCGUGUGUUCAAUGUGGCCACUAGCCAAUCACAGCGCCCCACCUUGCGCCUCUACGGCACUACAACCACGUAACCUUUAGCACCAAAAGCU